Molecule: messenger RNA, 2035 nt
Organism: Temnothorax curvispinosus
Lineage: Eukaryota; Metazoa; Arthropoda; Insecta; Hymenoptera; Formicidae
Exons: 2
Coding region: 56-1507 (483 amino acids)
Source: RefSeq, a predicted model, not a curated record
GAGUCCAUCAGUGCAUCGAUUUCCUUGGAGCGCGCUCGACAUCGACAUCGCGAAAAUGAUUGUUCGCCACGGAACGUUAUGGACGAUCGCGGUGCUGGUUCUUCUCGCGAGCGUAUCAUUUUCGGAAUCUGUAAAACUACGAAAACCGCGAAAGAGGACCACGACGAGAACUCCGUAUCAACAAUCCAGGAUUGGACCGGUGAUCAUAAGAGUGAUGCACAAGUAUACUGACGAUGGUCCCGCGCGUGGUGUAUCGGGCGGUUGCACUAACGGCAAUUGUAAAAAUGCGCACGAUAAAUUCAAUCUCGAUGUUAACGAGGCGAUAUCUGAGAAAGACAAUUUCCUCUCGGACGAGGAAUCGUUGCGUUACGUCGUACAUCCGGAGAAAUACGAACAUUUCGUAUUGAGAAAGAAUACAGGACACGCGAACAGAUACAAAAGGGACUCUGCAUUUUCGGAAUUGCAUUCAUCGGAUGCAGGCGAUCAUACGAUGAUCGAUCGCGGUGGCGGCGGCGGCGACGCGAGUAACGUAUCGCGGAAUGAGAAUAAAGGGAAUUUCACGAGAGUUCCGCUAUACAGGAUUAAAUAUAGGAGGGAUCUUUCGAGAUCUUCGAGCGAAGCGGACAGAACGAUAAGAAACCUCACUCCUGACUAUUCUUCGCGAAGAAACGACAGUGAUUAUUACGCGCAGCGGAAAGCUGUCAUGGAAAGAUAUUAUGCUCGGCAGCGUGAGAUAAACGCGCGAUACGCUAAUCGGACGAACGUUAUUGUUCCACGAUUGGAACACAACGACGUGUCGCAGCAUCGUCCGGCGACGAGCAACGCUACCCUGUUCAAUCUCGGGCGUGUAUAUUCUAGUAAAGACUCGACGAGGGAUAGCACGACUUUUCGUCAUCCGUCCACAAAGAUUGAUCCGAUAUACAGUAAUGAAUCGCGGUACAACAAGAUACCGACCGAACUAGACGGUCGACGAAACGUUGCCCCGGAAGUCGACCUCGGUUUCAAGUCCGAUGCGGAUUUAUCUGAAACGAGAAGUAGCGAUAACAUUGAAAGAAAUGCGCUGGAUGAUUUCGUCACACCCACUCCAUGCACAAAUCUGUCCUCAUCUGGCACUUUCGCGCCGAAAACGCGAUCCAAACACGCUAAAAAUUGCACCCGUGAGACGGAGCAGAACUGCGAAGCAGAUAACGACAACACCGAAGGCAACCUACGAUGGGGAAGAUGCGAAGGAAAGAUCGUAUAUCAACACAACCUGCUUCUAGGAUUAACGGGUCCCUCGAAUCUUGACGCUCUGUUCGAAGUAAUUAUUCAGGGUCCCGUCUGCAUCACUUGCGUACAGGCGUUGCGAUAUAACGAAACUAGAGCGACGGUCUCGUUAGAUUCUGGAGGACGUGGGCACGAAUACGCGAAACUCAGGCUACAGGGUUACGAGAACGAAGGAUUUUCCUACAUAAUAAAGGUCUGGGGCGUUAAAAAGAUUGGUCAGGUUUGCGAUAACGUAGACUAAUCGAGGUACAAGUAACGUAUGAAAAUAAAUGAGCCGAAUAACAUUACGUCACGCAUGCGUAUAAAACAUUUUUUAUAUAAAAAAUUAAUAUAAGUAAUGUUUUUUUAUAAAUAUGUUUGUUUAGUUUCGUAAAGCGAGUAAUCUUGAGGUACAAAACAAGCGCUAACAUACACGUAAAAUACAUCACAAAAAGUUCAAUAUUCUCUCCGUGAAAGAUAUCUACGGAAAUUAUGUAAAAAUAAUCGGAGUCUUGUUCUUCUGGUUCAAUAUUAGUAUAGAACAUAGCAUUAAUGUAGCUAGAACUCUUCAACAUUUAUCGAACAUCUGCACCGUCAUGUAGAUUGGACAUUAUAUACUCAAGCACGUGCAGUCAAAGUUCAAUAUAAUGGCGUGACCAACGUACUAAAUGCCAAUUGAUUGCACAGCCGCGCCAACGCUCCAACGAGCAUUGAUUAUUCUUCAACGUGUAAUAACGAAAGUCUUUAUCUUCUUUAAAAAAAUAAUAAAAUAAAAUAAAAAUUAAAGAAA